Serpula lacrymans var. lacrymans S7.9 is the source of this 282-nucleotide messenger RNA. RefSeq lists its product as uncharacterized. The record is from RefSeq and is a predicted model, not a curated record. The coding region runs from base 1 to 282 and encodes 93 amino acids. The transcript has 4 exons. NCBI's taxonomy places the organism in Eukaryota, Fungi, Basidiomycota, Agaricomycetes, Boletales, Serpulaceae.
AUGAUCACUGUUGUUGCGACCUUCAUAACAAUAGCGUACCUAUUCUUCGUCGCCUCGUGGGCUUAUUUUUCAAUGUUUACUUUCCUGUCAACGCUCUACGCAAAUUGUCUAUUGGCUACUUUGAAUGCUCGAAUUUUCAUCCAGAAUUCAUCCCAGCAUUAUCAGUUAUCAACAGCACUUUUCGACGGUAAUGACGGAGAACUUGAGGGCGUCAAUGGCAAUAACAAAUAUCGCUUUGUCACCGCCAGAAUGCCGUGUCUUUGGGGAGAGUUCCGUCACUAG